UUGAACAGCUAGAUACAAAACCGAAACAAUCAGACUACGAGAUUAUCAUAGGCGAGAAGUAGGAUUAUCAACAGAGAUAUACGAGAAUCAAGGAUAUCCAGUCCACAAAGGAAAAAACAAUAAAAAGAUUCGAAUUUUGGUAAGGCUGAAGUAAUUUACUGUGCCAAAAUGACAAUCACAUUACCUCGAGUUCCAAGACAUAGAGUGAUUAAAACGAGAGAUGAAAAGACAUACGAGGAAGAUUAUGAUGCUCGCAAGUUGAUUGCGUUCUUGAGUUCUCUUUGUAAUGAGUUACAAAUAUCAGAAUCAAUGGUGAACGACUCGGUGAAUCUAAUCACUGAAGGUCUUCCGGAUGAUUCUAUAACCGUUGAUACUUUACUUAAUUUGUUGAGUGAAUCCUUGGCUACGAGAGUUAUUAACCAUCCUGAUUUUGCAAUACUUGCUGGGAGAGUGGAAGCGGUUAGAACCAACUUGCAAUGUAAUAUUCCAUUUGCUGAAAAUAUCGUAAGAUUAUAUAAUUAUUACCAUCCCAAGACCGGCGAAAGAUUCCCCUUGGUAAGUAAAGAAGUGUUUGAUAUAGUCUCGGCCAACCCUGGUCUUUUCAAUGAGUUAAUAAAACCCCAUCGCGAUUUCAAUCUAACUUAUUUUGGAAUUAAAACAUUACAAAAAUCUUACUUGAUUCAUGCUAAUGGUAAAUUGGCUGAAACUCCUCAGUAUCUUUUUUUACGAGUCGCUAUUGGAAUUCAUUCUUUUGAUUUGAACUCGGUCAUAGAAACUUACGAAUUGAUGUCUCAAAAAUAUUUUAUUCAUGCUUCUCCAACUUUAUUUGGCGCUGGUACAGAUAAUAAUUAUCUUUCUUCUUGUUUCCUACUUUCAAUGCAAGACGACUCCAUUGAUGGAAUUUAUCGUACUUUGCACCAAUCUGCUUUGAUUUCAAAGGCCUCGGGUGGGAUCGGCUUACAUGUACAUAAUAUUAGAUCCUCUGGUUCUUUGAUCAAAAGUUCAAAUGGUACCUCGAGUGGAUUAGUCCCAAUGCUUAGAGUUUUCAAUAAUACUGCAAGAUACGUCGAUCAAGGUGGUAAUAAACGCCCCGGUGCGUUUGCAAUCUAUUUGGAACCUUGGCACAGUGAUGUUUUUGAUGUGAUUGACUUGAGGAAAAAUCACGGUAAAGAAGAAAUGAGAGCUCGUGAUCUUUUUUAUGGAUUAUGGAUUCCGGACUUGUUCAUGCAUAGAGUUAAAAAUAAUUUGAAUUGGUCCUUGUUUUCUCCAGAUGAAGCUCCUGGAUUAUCGGAUGUUACUGGUGACGAAUUUGUUAAACUUUAUGAAUCUUAUGAAACUCAAGGUAAAGCUUUCAAAACCGUUAAAGCUCAAAAAUUAUGGAAUGCAAUUUUAGAAUCCCAAACUGAAACUGGAUUACCCUAUAUGUUAUAUAAAGAUUCUUGUAAUUCAAAAUCAAAUCAACAAAAUUUGGGUACAAUUAAAUCCUCUAACUUGUGUACCGAGAUUAUCGAAUACUCUUCCCCUGAAGAAACAGCUGUUUGCAAUUUAGGUUCUUUAGCCUUACCUUCAUUCAUCAAAUUCAAUUCCUCUUCGGCCACUUGCUCUUUUGAUUUUGCAAAAUUAAGUGAUGUCGCAAAAAUUUUGACCAAAAAUUUAGACAAAGUCAUUGAUGUUACAAAAUAUCCAAUUGAAUCGGCUAAAAUUUCAAAUAAAAAACAUAGACCUAUUGCAAUUGGCGUUCAGGGAUUAGCUGACACUUUCUUUGAAUUGAGAUUACCCUUUGAAUCAAUCGAAGCAAAAGUACUCAAUAUUCAGAUUUUCGAAACAAUAUACCAUGCUGCAAUAGAAGCUUCAACCGAAUUGGCUAUCGAGUACGGUCCAUAUGAAACUUUUGCCGGCUCUCCAGCUUCUGAAGGUAAACUACAGUUUGACCUUUGGAAUCACAAACCCUCAGACUUGUUUAAUGAUUGGGAUGAGUUGAAAAAUCGCGUUGGAAAACAUGGCUUAAGAAACUCUUUAUUGGUUGCACCCAUGCCAACGGCAUCAACAUCCCAAAUUCUUGGUUUUAAUGAAUGCUUCGAGCCUUUAACUUCCAAUAUUUAUACUCGUCGCGUCUUAUCAGGUGAGUUCCAAAUUGUUAAUAAGUACUUAUUGAAAGACUUAAUUGACCUUGGGAUAUGGAAUGACUCGAUGAAAAACUCGAUCUUGAUCAAUCAAGGCUCUAUUCAAAAAAUUCCAGUAAUUCCAGAAAGUUUAAAAAAAUUAUAUAAAACCACCUGGGAAUUGAGUCAGCGUACCAUUAUAGAUUUAGCUGCUGAUAGGGGGAAAUUUAUUGAUCAACUGCAGAGUAUGAAUAUUCAUUUACAAAAUCCAACGUUUGGUAAAUUAACCAGCUGUCAUUUUUACGCUUGGGAAAAAGGCUUGAAAACUGGUAUGUAUUACCUUAGAACUCAAGCUGCUUCAAGAGCUAUCCAAUUCACUGUUGAUGCUUCAGAGGCAGAUAAAAUUAAUUAUUCAGCGAAAGUGGCUGACAUUUCUCUUUUGAAAAGAUAUGAUCUACCUUUAAAGAAAUCUAAACACCAUGAUGACGAAACCUACGACAUUUACGAUAAUACACCUAUUGCUUGUAAUAUUAAAGACCCCGAAAAUUGUGAUUCCUGCCUGGGGUGA
Molecule: messenger RNA, 2670 nt
Organism: Hyphopichia burtonii NRRL Y-1933
Lineage: Eukaryota; Fungi; Ascomycota; Pichiomycetes; Serinales; Debaryomycetaceae
Gene: RNR3
Product: Rnr3p
Exons: 2
Coding region: 169-2670 (833 amino acids)
Biological process (GO): DNA replication; deoxyribonucleotide biosynthetic process
Cellular component (GO): ribonucleoside-diphosphate reductase complex
Molecular function (GO): ribonucleoside-diphosphate reductase activity, thioredoxin disulfide as acceptor; ATP binding
Source: RefSeq, a predicted model, not a curated record